GGCCCAGCGGCACCGCCGGGCCGUGGUCACCCCCCCACCCCGCGUUGCCACGGCAGCGGCGGCGGGAACAGCUCCCGGCCGCCAUGAGCAGGAAGGGGGGAAAGCUCCUGGUGGACUCGCUGACCCGAUCCGCCAAGCACUUUACCAAAAGCGAAGUGGAAUGUCUGGUCAAGCUCUUCGACACGCUGGUGGCCAAAGCCAGCAGCCAGUUUGCUGGGGCCGGCUUCGACCGCACCGUGUUCCGAGACACCCUAUACAACGCCUUUGGCAUGACGGAUGACGUGGUGUUGGACCGAGUGUUCAGCACUUUUGAUAAAGACAACAAUGGCUGCAUCACUGCGGUAGAAUGGGUGGAAGGCUUAGCAGUGUUACUUCGGGGGACCCUGGAAGAGAAGAUGAAGUACUGUUUUGCUGUUUAUGACCUGAAUGGUGAUGGAUACAUUUCGAAAGAGGAAAUGUUUCAAAUGCUGAAACACAGCCUUCUCAUACAACCAGCAGAUGAAGAGCCUGAUGAGGGAGUUAAGGACUUGGUAGAGAUAGCACUGAAGAAAAUGGACCAUGAUCGUGAUGGCAAGCUUUCUUUUAUGGACUUUGAAAAAGCAGUCAGAGAUGAAAACCUUCUCUUAGAAGCCUUUGGACCAUGUUUGCCAGACAUAAAGAGCAGUAUGUCAUUUGAACAGAAAAUUUUCCGGGAAAUUCCUGAAUAGUAACUCCAAGUUGUAACUCCACUGCUGAAUUCUGUUAAAAGGGGUCUUCAUCUUCACCAUUCUUCGUGAUAUAGUAAAGCCAGUCAUAUUUCAAGUUGCUCCUAAGCUUCAGUAUUCCUUUGCUGUUAAAUCUAUAGAAUAAAUGAAUUUACUUCUGUAACUCUA
Messenger RNA from Vidua macroura (Pin-tailed whydah), 872 nucleotides. RefSeq names its product calaxin (gene CLXN). NCBI's taxonomy places the organism in Eukaryota, Metazoa, Chordata, Aves, Passeriformes, Viduidae. Gene Ontology annotation, molecular function: calcium ion binding. The coding region runs from base 84 to 707 and encodes 207 amino acids. The record is from RefSeq and is a predicted model, not a curated record. The transcript has 6 exons.